AUGCAUCACGCUCAAGACCAUAAAGAUCCAUCACAGCAAGCAAAAAAUGUAGUUUUAAUGGGAUGGUGUAUGCCUUCCUCUUGUACACCAUAUGAUCUCAAAACAUAUUUAAAUGGCUACUUCAAUACAAUUGAUUUCCCACUCAGGAAUCACAAUGUAUCAUAUUCUUCAUUUAUCGAAGACAAGAAUUGCCAAAGAGAGGAUGAAAAUAAUGAUCUUGAUCAAAUGGACGUUUCCUUUGGGUUAGUGUGUGCAAUAAUUGUUUCUUUGGUAAUAUCAUCGACGUUAUACGACUGCUUCCGAAACUAUUCAAACGAAAAACUAGUAGCCAGAUCACCAAUUGCUUCACUUUUUCUUACGUUCUCUAUAAAAGGAAAUUUGAAAAAACUGCCACAUGCAGAUGAUUCCAAUCCGGCUCUAACUAUCUUAUAUGGAAUGCGUGUUAUUUGCAUUUGUAUGAUUAUAACGGAUCAUAGAUUUGGAACACAUCUUUCAUCUGCCGUUUUAAAUUUUGAAUUAGUAGAGGAGUGCAUGGUACAUUCUUGGUACCUUCCAUGCGAUUUCCAUUACUUCAUGGUGGCAGUAAUUUUAUGUAUAGUAAUAUACAAAAACAAGAAAAUGGGCCUAAUACUUCUCUCUUUCGUAACCAUGGCCGCUAUUAUAACUCCGUUCGCUAUAGUUUGGUAUUACCAGAAAUCUGCUGUGUUGUUCUUUUAUCCUGAUUUCCUGAGGCAACCAAAACAACAGGAAGAUUUCCUCUUAACUUAUUCCAAGUCACACACAAGAGCGUCACCAUACUUUAUUGGAAUGAUUGCCGGAUAUCUGUACUACAGGAUGAGAGGAUCUGAAAAAUGUCUAAAAAAGAUAAGUUUUGCCUUCUCUGACAUCGUAUUAGCCUUUUCAUCGGCUUUUAUUUUAUAUUUAACAGUGGAAGCACCUUUCAGAAACAUAUUCAGUUUGUUAUUAGCGCCGCCUGCAAGAGACGUUAAACCCAAACCUAAACCAGUAGAAGCUCAAGAAAGUGUCAAUGAGGUUACCUGUGAUAGUCAUUUAUAA
Messenger RNA from Diabrotica balteata, 1056 nucleotides. NCBI's taxonomy places the organism in Eukaryota, Metazoa, Arthropoda, Insecta, Coleoptera, Chrysomelidae. The record is from the annotation of a GenBank genome assembly.